AUGUGCUACAUACCCAAAAACGUCUAUACGGUAUGCGCCCACACCAGGGUGGGGGAGCUCGUCGCGUGCGCUCGUCAAAAGGUCAGGAAUGCGCGGCUAGAAGACGGUAAUUGGUGUACCAACUUCCAGUUGACCUUCCGGUCCUGCCGUCCGGUUGAGCUGGCGAAGCUGAAGUAUUGGUUUUGUCCAGAAUGCCGCGAGCACUACAAGGGGUACGACACAAACGGUGCAGAGGCCAUUCUCAACUACUGGGCCUACAAGGCUCUCUCCGGCUUUACCUACAGCGUCUCUCCUGGGGCAAUCCCCGCCGAUGUGGUAUUCAACGGAACCGUGCCUGCCCUUGCCCGGUCCACAAGAGUCCGGUGCGAGCUGAUCGCCCUUGAUAAGGCGUGGCCUAAUAAUAGCCCGUUCGAAACGAAGGUCGAGUGGUUGCAGAGACUUGAACGGGCGCGAACAGUGACGUUGGAACUGGCUAGGAGUUGGUCCGGCACGCAGCCUUGCGUACAGGGCAGCGAGAUCAGUAUCCAACCGCGAGUGCCAUCGCCCAUGACUGCCUACCCGUUUUCCUAUGUGCAUGACCAUGCACUCAACACCAUCACGGAAGCAAGCGACUCCCUGAAAUCCGCCGCAAACCCGCCUUCGUGGCGUGAAACCAUUGAUCGGGAAACACCACAAGUCCACCUCAACACGCUCGCGAGGUUGUGCGGGAUGACCCCCCUGGAGUCCCUGCCACCCCGGUCAGAACAAGCACAGCGUUCGAUCUCAGCGAGCCCAACACUGUUCGAAGUUCCGUUGGACCUUACCGAACCUUGGGGCCCAUUGCCCGUUGACCAGGAGAUGGUGGGCGAAGAAUCCCACCACGCUUCUGUAGCGCUCGCUCGGCCGCUGAGCCGUCAGUUGACUGAGCAAUUUAACCAGCAGCAGCACAACAUCCAGUCUGAAUCCUUCAACGACGGAUCUGGGGAAGCUUCUAGGAGAAGCAAUGGCAACGUGCCUGGAACCAAGUUUGGUUAUUGGGAUCAUGAGGCGUGGGUGGACGACCCAACUGAUGCUGCCUCGGUUGAGCCAACCCAAGAAUCCCUAGGGAACGAAGCUGAACGGUCUCCUCAGGCCGACGAUGAAUGGGUCGAUGAUCGGACUAACAGUUUCUCAGCUGAGCCAGUCCAAAACUCACCUUACAGAGAUCCCGCAGAACGUCUCGAGACCGAUGUCAUCUCCAGCCAUGAGGCGUUUGCCAACGUCACCCUUGACGGGGCCAACGUAAGAGACGCGGCGCAGGAGUAUUCGGAGCCCAACACGACCAGCCGUUUCUCCGUUUCAGAAUUCGACGCAGACGAAGCAGGCGAGCGAGCCAGCAUUGCCUCGGUCAGUUCGGUUGCCGAGGAUGAGGUUCCUGCACUGGACGACAGCGACACCGCCUCCCCGGUAUCCGAGUCGGGAGCAGAGCAAGAGUACAGGCUUCCGGAACAGCGUAAGUCUAUUAUUGAUGCCCUCAGCAGUUGCUCAACACCGGAGAUCGUCUCCCCCGAACCAAACCGUAUCCCCUCACCACCUAGGUUCGUUCGCGAGGAUAAUUAUCCCGCGACUGAGUCAUUGAAUUCGGACGCCUACUGGAACGAUUUUGGAAAUGGGUUAUCUCGUGAGGCCAGCAUGUCGCCCGGUAUGGUGGGUUCACCGAGUAUGAUGGGUCUUUCGCCACAGAGUGUCUCGGUCAUGUAA
Messenger RNA from Chaetomium fimeti, 1719 nucleotides. RefSeq lists its product as uncharacterized. The transcript has a single exon. The coding region runs from base 1 to 1719 and encodes 572 amino acids. Lineage: Eukaryota; Fungi; Ascomycota; Sordariomycetes; Sordariales; Chaetomiaceae. The record is from RefSeq and is a predicted model, not a curated record.